Apus apus (common swift) is the source of this 1829-nucleotide messenger RNA. It is a transcript of the gene DRC10, whose product is annotated as IQ motif containing D. The coding region runs from base 1 to 1494 and encodes 497 amino acids. The transcript is spliced from 5 exons. NCBI's taxonomy places the organism in Eukaryota, Metazoa, Chordata, Aves, Apodiformes, Apodidae. Gene Ontology annotation, molecular function: protein binding. The record is from RefSeq and is a predicted model, not a curated record.
AUGUUUGCUUUCAUGAAGCUAAAACACUUUGAAGAGGCCAAAAAGAAGACUGAGCAUUUCCACAGACGUGCACAGCAGCAGUUUCUGAAAGAACAGGACAGGAAGAUGGAGCGGUGGAAGAAGGCUUCCCAAAAGUUUGAAAAAUCCCUGGCAGUGUUCAGUCGCAAGGGCGGGAAGACCUCAAAACACUCAACUCACAAGUGCUCAACUGAACCUAUUACAGCACAGGAUCCAGCUGUGCACCAAGUGUCAUCUCAGGACGUGGAGCAAAGAAACAAGCCCCUGGUGAAGGGCACAGCAGCUUCACAGACAGCAAUGAUCACAGCAAAGGACAUGAAGAUGUUGGAGGCAGGUCAGAUAAAAACUGACAGCCUGGAGAUGAAAAGAAUCUCAACUGUCUUGGAUAAAAUGAUUGACAAGCUGGAGCUGAGCGGUUUGAUCCCAAGAAUUAUUGCCUCUCUGGAUAGCUUUGCUGGUAUUCUGGGACCUGAGAUGACACACAAGCUGACUGAGCACCAGAAGCUUUCAAAGGAAGUGGAGCAGCUGCUUGCCAGCUCUGGAGAAAGGGACACCGUGAGAGCUGAGCAGGAUCCAGGCUGUCUCUGCUCACUAGAGCAACAGCUGAAAUGUUCUCUUAGAAACAUCCUGAGGCUCCUGCUGGUCAAACCUUCGCUUUGCCAGGCUCUGAAACACCAAAUUUUGGUGGGAGAGUCACCAGCUGAAGUAUUUACCAAAGCCUUUGGGGAGUUCAGGAAUUUCAUGCUUGAGAAACUCCUGACUAGUCCUGUGGAAGAGGAAGAAAAGAUUGGAUUAGAGGAAGACAUCUCCCUCCGGAUUAAGGACAACACUGAAGCAAUUACAGCUUUACAGGCUGAGCUGGCAGCAGCAAUCCAGACUCGAGAUGAGGAGAUUUACAAGAAGGACAAUGUGAUCAAGGAGCUCAAAACAAGUGUGCAGGAUCUGCCCAAAGACUGCAAGACCAGCAUCCAGCAGAUGGAGCAGGAAGGAGAAAAACCACAGGAAGAGGAGCUGCAAGCCUCCCGGGCCCGGCGUGCCAGGCUGCAGGAGGAGGUGCAGCAGCUGGCAGCACAACUCCGUGCACUUGAACAGGAGCAUUGGUCAUCAGAGCUGACUCUCAGAAAGAGGAAGAGCAGAAUGGAGACGGAAAUUGCGAACUGGAUCCAGAAAUAUCACACGGACUUGGAAGAAAAACAGGCCGAGUAUGAUGAGAUUCAAGCUGCCUACGUUGAGGAGCAGGCCCAGCUGGCCCUGCUGACAGAGAAACACGCUGUGCUUCUCCAGGAGUAUUCCCAGAUUGAGGAGGAGCGUAGGCUACUUCAGGAAAAGAAGGACCAGGCUUUGCAGGAGUUGAAAACUAUGACUCUUGCUGCCACCCACAUCCAGGCCUUCUGGAGAGGCUACUUCAUCCGGACCCUCCUCAAGUCAAAAAAGAAGAAGAAGGGCAAGGGCAAGGGCAAGAAGGGCAAGAAAUAAACCACAAAACGUAUUUUCUUUCCUCCUGGCAAAGCUGCUGAUUCUGCUGGGCCUGAGCUCUUCCAGAGAAAGGCAUUAGAUUUGAGAAAGCACUUGCAUUAAGGCCUCCCGGGCUGCAGCUGCCUCUCACAGUUGGAGUCUAUUGAGGGAGCAGCAUGAAGAUGUCUCACCAUUUCAGGUUUGACUUUGCUACUCCUGCAAGGAGGAUCAUGCCUCCUGAUGAAGGGACUGGGCCUGGAGUGCAGGAUCCUGCCUCCUCUCCUUGCCUUCACUCUCCUUGUUUGUGUGUCAGGGCCCCGUUCUGUUCUCAUUGAAGUUGGCAAUAAAAUAACUCC